AUGCCUGUGGAAGACUACUGUUCUCUUCCAAGUGUUGCAACUGAUCAAUUCAAAUUUCUUUUGAGCAAGCUCAUAGUGAUUAAACUCAAUGGCGGAUUAGGUACAAGUAUGGGCUGUGUGGGUCCUAAAAGUCUCAUACAGGUCCGCAAUGAUGCAACCUUUUUGGAUCUUACUGUGCAGCAAAUCGAGCAAUUAAAUCAGAAGUACGGUACUGAUGUUCCAUUAGUUCUAAUGAACUCCUAUAACACAAAUUCUGAGACUGCUCGUAUAAAGCACAAAUAUGAGAGAAGAGUCAACCUUUAUGUGUUUGAUCAAAGCUAUUAUCCACGUAUCAAUCAGGAGACUUUGAGACCUAUACCAGAAAAACCUGACUAUAAGGAUGGAGAGUGGUAUCCUCCUGGUCAUGGUGAUAUAUAUAUUUCAUUGAAGAGAAGUGGACUCUUAGAUCAGUUUGUGAAGGAAGGAAAGGAAUUGAUGUUUGUGUCUAACAUUGACAAUUUGGGAGCAACAGUUGAUUUAUCUAUACUCAGUCAUUUUGUGAGCAACAGGUGUGAGUUUGUAAUGGAAGUUACAGACAAGACCCGUUCAGAUGUUAAAGGUGGAACUCUGAUACAGUAUGAAGAUAAGGUUCAACUCUUAGAAAUUGCACAAGUUCCUAAAGAUAAAGUUGAUGAAUUUAAGUCUAUUUCUAAGUUUAGAGUUUUCAAUACAAAUAACUUAUGGAUUAGUCUUUCUGCUGUUGACAGACUUUUGUCUACAAAUGGCAUGACUAUGGAUAUAAUUGUGAACAAGAAGUGCGCUAGUGCUAGGCCAAUGGUCAGUAUCACUGCUUCACAGCUAGGUUUUACUCUCAAGGAGAUGCAAAAUGAAGCUUGCUACUUGCUGUUUUUGUUGCUUUAACAUCUUUAGCAGCAC
Amphimedon queenslandica is the source of this 915-nucleotide messenger RNA. Its product is annotated as UTP--glucose-1-phosphate uridylyltransferase-like. Gene Ontology annotation, molecular function: UTP:glucose-1-phosphate uridylyltransferase activity. The record is from RefSeq and is a predicted model, not a curated record. Gene Ontology annotation, biological process: UDP-alpha-D-glucose metabolic process. The transcript is spliced from 7 exons. Lineage: Eukaryota; Metazoa; Porifera; Demospongiae; Haplosclerida; Niphatidae. Bases 1 to 900 code for a protein of 299 amino acids.